CCACAGGGUCCCUCGCCAGCUACGUGGUAACCAGAGCUGAGACGCAGAAAUGCUCCGACUUCUGGAUUUACCUAGAGACAGGCAAGACCCCACAGGAGCUCGCCAUGGCUGAAAAUCUGCCCAGUCCAGAGGACAGAGAGAGCGCGGCACUGCCAGUGAGGAGGAACAAGUACGGGGACCUUGUGGAGUAG
This is a messenger RNA of Fulmarus glacialis (Northern fulmar), 191 nucleotides long. It is a transcript of the gene TMEM141, whose product is annotated as transmembrane protein 141. The record is from RefSeq and is a predicted model, not a curated record. Lineage: Eukaryota; Metazoa; Chordata; Aves; Procellariiformes; Procellariidae. The annotation marks the transcript as partial. The transcript is spliced from 2 exons.